Hemicordylus capensis (graceful crag lizard) is the source of this 1752-nucleotide messenger RNA. RefSeq names its product cytochrome P450 2B4-like. Lineage: Eukaryota; Metazoa; Chordata; Lepidosauria; Squamata; Cordylidae. Bases 58 to 1554 code for a protein of 498 amino acids. Gene Ontology annotation, biological process: xenobiotic metabolic process. The record is from RefSeq and is a predicted model, not a curated record. Gene Ontology annotation, cellular component: cytoplasm; intracellular membrane-bounded organelle. The transcript has 9 exons. Gene Ontology annotation, molecular function: iron ion binding; heme binding; oxidoreductase activity, acting on paired donors, with incorporation or reduction of molecular oxygen, reduced flavin or flavoprotein as one donor, and incorporation of one atom of oxygen.
AGUCACAAGGCAGGCAAAACUAGUGUGUACCCUGGGAACCAGUACAGUGAGCUAGAGAUGGCAGUGGCUGAGGCAGGAUUUCUGCUCCUUUCAUUUGUGCUCUAUGUUUUGCUCUCUUCAUCAUUUAAAAUGUACAAAAAGCAAAGCCAGCUACCUCCAGGACCUAGGCCUUGGCUUUUUUUGGGGAACCUUCUGCAGAAAGAAGUCCUGCCUCUGCACAUACACUACCGAAAGCUCAUUGAAAAAUAUGGCCAUGUCUUCACUGUCUGGAUGGGAUCAAAUCCUGUAGUUGUACUCUGUGGAUAUGAAGUGAAUAAAGAAGCUUUGGUGGAACAGGCUGAAGAAUUUGGUGGGCGUGCUUUCAUCCCACUUAAUAUGGGAAGGGUAAAAGGUGAAGGGAUGGCAACUACAAAUGACACAAAAUGGAGGGAGAUCCGCCGGUUCACUCUUUCCACACUGCGAAACUUCGGGAUGGGGAAGAGGACGAUGUCUGAGAGGGUGCAGUUGGAAGCGCGUUACCUGGUGGAGGAAAUGGCAGCCACACAAGGGCAGGCUUUUGAUCCAACAAAGAUCAUCACAAGUACUGUUUCAAAUGUGAUCUGCUCAGUGGUCUUUGGGAAUCGGUUUGACUACAGAGACCAGGCCUUCCUAGAGCAACAGCACAUUGUGGCGGAACGCUUACGUUUUAUUCGUAGUACUUCAGGGCGGAUAUACAGACUUAACCCAAAACUAAUGGACUAUAUGCCAGGAUGGCAUAAGAAGACUGCAGCUCUUGGUGAAAAGAUGUAUGCUUUCAUUCAUGAGAAGGUGGAGUCACACCGGCAGACCCUGGAUCCUCAAAACCCUCGUGACUAUAUUGACUGCUUCCUUGCCCGGUUUGAGAAUGACCAAAAGUCCACUGAGGACAUCUUAAGUCAUGAAGAUCUUGUCAUGACCGUCAUAGAGCUCUUUUUUGCUGGUACAUCAACCACAAGCCAAGCCGUGCUACGUAGCCUUUUGGCUAUGGCCAAGUUUCCAAACAUUCAAGCAAAAGUCCAGCAGGAGAUCGAUCAGGUGGUAGGUGCUAACCGUACCCCUGGCAUGGAAGAUCGUAUGAAGAUGCCCUUCACCAAUGCAGUCAUCCACGAGAUUCAACGAUAUGAGGAAACGAGCCUUGAAGUCCUUCCACGUGCCACAACUAGUCAUACAAAGUUCAAAGGCUACAUCAUUCCUCAGGGCACCUCAGUCAUUCCCUUGUUGAGUUCUGUGCACUUUGACCCCCUCCAAUGGGAGACUCCGGAAAAGUUUAACCCAGGCCAUUUCUUGAAUGAGAAGGGCGAGUUCAGGAAGAGAGAUGCCUUCAUGCCUUUUUCAGCUGGGAAGCGGGCCUGCCCAGGGGAGGCACUGGCCCGGAUGGAGCUCUUCCUUUUCUUCAGCACUCUGCUCCAGAACUUCACCUUCCAGCUGGCUGGAGACACUAAGGAGACAGAUUUAAUGUCUUUGAUUGCGAACUACAGACAAUGUGGGGUAUACCCCCCAGUACAAGCCAUUAGACGUCCAAUGUGCUCUAUCUAGAGGCACGACAUAAAGAAAAGGGAUGGAACUCAUGGCUCCAAAAGAAUCCAGAGUUGUUAAAACAGACCUUAUAGGGGAAAUAUCCCAGAUAUGAAUGGUUAUUGCCAUCCUAGGACAGUAGCGAAGUAUAGACUCUGAAACAUUCCUUCCUUCCCUAACUUGCUCACUUGCAUUUAUUAAAAUGCAUCGCACAAUCAA